Molecule: messenger RNA, 483 nt
Organism: Prunus avium (sweet cherry)
Lineage: Eukaryota; Viridiplantae; Streptophyta; Magnoliopsida; Rosales; Rosaceae
Source: RefSeq, a predicted model, not a curated record
AUGCAUGCAGAACAUUACUUUAAAGCAAAACUAUCUUGUGACCUAACAACUUGGAUUGGUGCAAAUAGAUUAUAUCCAGGUGUUCCUGAUGCUCUAAAAUUUGCAAGCUCAACCAUAUACAUUGUCACCACAAAACAGAGCCGAUUUGCUGAUGCUUUACUGCGAGAACUUGCAGGAGUUACAAUACCGCCUGAAAGAAUAUUUGGUCUUGGUAGUGGUCCCAAGGUAGAAGUAUUGAAGCAGCUUCAAAAGAAACCAGAACAUCAGGGGCUGAAACUGCACUUUGUCGAAGAUCGACUGGCAACCCUAAAGAAUGUGAUCAAAGAACCUGAAUUGGAUGGUUGGAAUUUGUAUCUAGGGGAUUGGGGGUACAAUACACAGAAGGAGAGGGAGGAGGCAGCUACAAUUCCCAGGAUUCGGAUCCUUGAGCUUUCUGACUUCAGUAAGAAGUUGAAGUAGCUGUGAAUGUAUUCAUUCAGUUAA